AUGGAGGCGUCCAUGGCGCCCUCAGCAAGGAUGGUGACCCCGCCCUACCACCACAGCAUCGUCUCCACUGCCCCGACCAAUCUUCUCUACAGGGGCGCCAUCCCGGCACUCCGCAAUCUGCAUUUCAUUGCAACUCUCCAGCUCAAGACAUUCGUUGUCCUCUCCAAGAAAUCACUCGAAGACGACCAUCCCCUGUUGAGAUGGGCCAAGCAAACGGGAGUGACCAUCUAUUGGGAAGCUGCCGAGCAGAUGAGCGAGGAAAAGUUGGGCAUGGGGCGGCCACAAGUGGACCAGUGGAUACUAGAUACUACUACGUACCCCCUGUACAUUGCAGAUGUCGACGGAAAGUCACAUACGACUCUUGUCGUAGCUUGCUUGCGAAAGCUUCAAGGUUGGCAUCAAGACACCAUCUUGGAUGAGAUAUGCCGGUAUCAGGAAGACCAAGAAGAUCUUCCCCUUCUGCCCUUUGUGACUGCAUACCUCGCACCUACCUCUCAAGAGACUUUGACUCUCCCUCCGCCCCCUUAUCCAUCUUGGAUCUGGCCCUCUGCAUCUUCCGAAGUAGAUUUUAAACCCUCGGUUUCCCGGCCCUCCCAAGCUUUCCCCUCACCGAAUCCCCCUUACCCACAACCACAGACGAAAGACCGUCCUUCUUCCUCCUUAUCCGCUGCUUCAUCGACCAGUUCCAACAUCUUGCCCUUCCCCCACCCCCUACAGGCGCGCAAACACCCCACCAUGCGCCUCACCUUCCCAACUCCACCUGCCUCUUCAUCAAAUCCCACCCCCAAUCAAAGCGCUGCGGGUCAAAAAGAUAUGCAGGUUGCAUCACCUGUAGCUGUGAUCGGUGACGGUCUCGCUCGCAUACCGAGUCGCCGUGAGAGGGAGAGAGACAAGGAGCGAGUAACGAAAGGCGGGGAAAGAGUCCUCUCACCCCAUCCUCCUGGCAAGGAUCAGACAGCGCCCGUACUACACGUACCCACUCCAACGCGCUCAACGACUAAUUCCCCCUCUCGCCGGUCUCACCACCACCAUCAUCAUCAUCAUCAUCAUCAUGACGUUGGCCAGGUGCAGACAGCUGCUCGAAGUAGACCAGACUCGGCCCCAGGGAACGAGUCGCGCUUGCGUCAAGGGAUUGGUUCGCCAGAUGAGGGCGUCUUGGGUGCCGCUGCCCAUUUGAUGACUGCUGGACUGAGUGGCAUAGCACAUGCUUUGGGUGCCACCCCUCCGCAUGCUGAGGACGAUCAGGAUGGACAGAAUGGCAAGACCGUAGAGGAGGGAGGAGGGUAUGAUGAUGAAGCGGAAGAAGGCGACUUGACUGUCAGGCAGAGCCCCAUUGAAGCCCUCAAAGCCGUGUCUCCUUCUCUAUCUACUACGCGAGACUCUGAGGACUUGCGAUCGGUCAGUUCUGCCACCGGUACUUCAACAGAAUUCGGUAUGGAUACCGGAGCGAGCACCGCGGGAACGGAGACGGGUCUUGAAACGGACGAGGAGGAACAAGUAUCGGAAGAAGAGGAUGAGGAUGGAGAAGAUGAAGACGACGAGGACGAAGAGGACGAAGAGGACGAGGACGAGGACGACAAUCAGGCAACGUCCCAAUUUAUAAGCGCCCUUGACUUGGCUGGAUUUUAA
Cryptococcus wingfieldii CBS 7118 is the source of this 1629-nucleotide messenger RNA. RefSeq lists its product as hypothetical. Lineage: Eukaryota; Fungi; Basidiomycota; Tremellomycetes; Tremellales; Cryptococcaceae. The record is from RefSeq and is a predicted model, not a curated record. Bases 1 to 1629 code for a protein of 542 amino acids. Gene Ontology annotation, molecular function: phosphatase activity. The transcript is spliced from 3 exons.